AUGUACAGGCAAAUACUCGUCCACCCUAAAGACACCCCCUUACAACGAAUUUAUUGGCGCUUUCAUUCCGAGGAACCCAUAUCCACGUAUGAGCUACAAACCGUGACCUACGGGCUCACCCCGUCAUCCUUUCUAGCCACCAGAACGCUUCAUCAACUGGCUUUAGAUGAAGGUGAAAAUUAUCCUCUUGGUAGUACGGCAUUGAAAAACGACUUCUAUAUGGAUGAUUAUAUAGGGGGAGCGCAAACUUUGGAAGAUGCCAUCGAAACCAGAUGCCAGCUAGACAACUUGAUGGCCAAGGGCGGGUUUCAGUUGCGGAAAUAUUCUUCCAACAAUCUUAAGGUUCUUGAGGGAUUGGAGGAAGAGCGUAUCGGAACUAAAUCGACAUUGCACUUUGACCCCGAAGAAGCAGUCAAAACACUUGGCAUCGGUUGGGAGCCCGGAACAAAUCAACUGCGUUUUGAUUGUACAUUGACAAUAACAACAGGAUCACCAACAAAACGGUCCAUACUGUCUGCGAUAUCGAAGCAUUUUGACCCCCUUGGGUUAACUAGUCCAGUAGUAAUUCGCGCAAAGAUGAUGCUGCAGGAAUUGUGGCAGGAGCCUUGUGGAUGGGACGAUCAGGUGCCUGAUAAGAUCCGAACAAAAUGGGGCCAUUAUUGUGUAGAGUUACCAAAAAUCUUCAACUACAAGAUCAAUCGCUACGUUUUUCUACCGCAAGCUAUUAUCCAGCUACACACGUUUUCCGACGCAUCCGAGCUAGCGUAUGGUGCGUGCACCUAUGCUCGAUCCAUCGAUCCCACUGGUCGCAUUAAAGUUUGUUUGAUUGCAUCGAAAUCUCGAGUGACCCCAUUAAAAAGGAUGUCGAUACCACGAUUAGAGCUAAGCGCAGCAUUAGUUGGAGCACGCCUACACAGAAAAAUCAACAAUGCCAUGAAGUUGUCGGUUUCAUCAUCCUUCUUUUGGUCUGAUUCCACGGUUACACUUGCUUGGUUGCGAUCCACCCCAGGAACAUGGCAAACCUUCGUUGCGAACCGAGUAGCGGAAAUACAAGAUCUUAGUAAUGGAGCCAUAUGGAACCACGUAUGUGGUAGUCAAAAUCCUGCUGACUUGGUUUCGAGAGGGGCGUCUGUUGAAGAGUUUUUGAUAAGCGAUCUAUGGCGUUGUGGUCCGAAUUGGUUAAAGUCUCCUGAAUAUGAAUGGCCUUCGUCUAACAAGCCCGAUCAAGAUGAUCUUAUUCCUGAGCGGCGUAAAACGGUGGCGGCCGUCCAAACAACAUCGGCAGUGAAUCCAUUUUUUCAUGAUCAAGUUUCGUACUUGCGCCUGUCACGUGUGGUGGCUUACUGUUUGCGGUUUGCUGAAGCGUGUCGAAAAAAGAGGUCCCAAGAUAAAUCUGCAAGGGUAAACAGAAAUAUUAAUGCUCUCACCAUUAUCGAAAUAGUCCGAGCUCGGAAAUGUUUAGCUCGAUUGGCUCAAGAGGAUAGACUGAAAGCAGAAUUGAGAGAACUGAGAAAGGGAAACCCCGUAUCGAAGCAUUCCCCCUUGCGUCUUCUUAGUCCGUUCCUCGAUUCUGAAGGUAUUAUAAGGGUAGGAGGUAGGAUGAGACAUUCACAGCAGCCUUUCCAUAUCAAACACCCAAUCCUACUCCCCAGUUCCCAUCCAUACACACGGUUAGUUGCACGGUACUUCCAUUUAAAAUUGUUUCACGGUGGCGGCCGUGUGAGUCUGGCAGCAAUGAGAGACGAGUAUUGGCCAAUCGACGGACGCAGAUUGCUUCGAGGAAUAGUAUGGAAUUGCUUUCGCUGCAGACGUGCUGCACCAGUCCCGGGUAAACAAAAAACUGGUCAACUUCCCAUCGAAAGAAUCACAGCUAGUAGACCGUUCACCUUUACUGGCGUUGAUUAUGCUGGUCCGGUUUACUUAAAACUCCCUCAUAGAAAAGCAGCGGCUCCUAAGGCUUACAUCAGCGUUUUUGUUUGUUUCGCGACAAAAGCCGUGCAUAUAGAACUUGUCGCUGAUCUCUCUACAAACGCUUUUCUAAAUGCACUACGAAGAUUUAUUGCAAGGCGUGGCUCUCCCACGCAAAUUUAUUCCGAUCAAGGUAAAAAUUUCCAAGGCGCUAGAAAUGACCUUCGAGAACUGUUCGAAAUGCUGACGGAAAAGGAGAGCAUUGAACAAAUUUCUAACAGUUGCACGACCCUUGGCAUCCAGUGGCGCAUGAUUCCUCCCCGUUCUCCUCAUUUCGGCGGCCCUUGGGAGGCGGCAGUCAAGGUGGCGAAAAAGCAUUUGUUCAAACAGCUCGGCAGCUCAUCGUUAAGUUUCGAGGAUAUGGCUACGGUUUUGACGCAGAUUGAGGCCUGCAUGAACUCUCGCCCGCUUACACCGAUGACAGAAAUUCCGGAUGAUCUGGCUAUCCUUACACCAGGGCAUUUUCUUAUUGGGAUGUCAAUGUCAGCUCUCCCGGAUCCUGAUGUCACCCAUAUUCCUGCCAACAAGUUGGAUCAUUAUCACCGAUUGCAGGAGUACGUUCAGCAGUUUUGGCAUCAAUGGAAGCGUGAAUACCUACAGGAACUACAGAAGGAAAGCCGUCGCACCAUACCAAACACCGAAUUCCAGGUCGGGCGCAUGGUUGUUAUUGUCGACGACUUCCUGGCACCCGUGAAGUGGCCCUUGGGACGUAUCAUCAAAACCAUUCCGGGGAAGGACGGCUUACCAAGAGUCGUACAACUGCGAACGAGCAAAGGAAUCACGGAACGGGCAAUCACGAAAAUAUGCAUGCUGCCCUACGAAAGUGAGAUGCAGCCAGAAAGAUUUAGUUCGGAAACUUAG
This is a messenger RNA of Uranotaenia lowii, 2829 nucleotides long. RefSeq lists its product as uncharacterized. Gene Ontology annotation, biological process: DNA integration. The transcript has a single exon. Gene Ontology annotation, molecular function: nucleic acid binding. Bases 1 to 2829 code for a protein of 942 amino acids. Lineage: Eukaryota; Metazoa; Arthropoda; Insecta; Diptera; Culicidae. The record is from RefSeq and is a predicted model, not a curated record.